Molecule: messenger RNA, 1172 nt
Organism: Saprolegnia diclina VS20
Lineage: Eukaryota; Oomycota; Saprolegniomycetes; Saprolegniales; Saprolegniaceae
Exons: 1
Coding region: 62-1111 (349 amino acids)
Source: RefSeq, a predicted model, not a curated record
GCUGGAUUGUGACGGAAGCUGGUCACAUUCCUUGGUCAUUCUUCAAGUUUUGGUGCCGAACAUGCCCGUGCUCGACGUGCAGCCCACCACAUUGCCGUUGGUCACGUGCCAGAUCUGCUUGGAUGCAGCGUGCGUCGUCGAGCAGCUCUGCGGCGCCAAGUGCCCCGCCGCCGUGUGCAACAGCUGCCUCCAGAGCUACGUGCAAGCGCACUCGGCGGCUGCGAUCAGCGGCGUCUUGACCAAGCUCGAUUGCCCGAUUUGCAUCACGCCACUGCCGCUGCCACGCUGGAAGGAACUUGUCGGCGACGACGCGCUUCAGCGCCUCGAGACUAAGGUCGCGGCGUCGUGCUCGACGCUGUGCCCCCAAUGCCACAACUUCUCCGUGCUCUUGCCGCCCACAGAAGACACGAACGACACGAACGACGACGCGACUGACCCAUGGAGCGAGGCGGGUCUGACCAAACUCCAGCCUCUUUGUACCGAGUACAACCGCCAUUUGCGCAGCGCCGCCGAGGUCUACGAGUCUGUCGUUGCCCUGUACGAGACUGACCAGCGCGACGCGAUGCUCACGCGGCUCUUGCCGCUCCUUCUGGAUGCCGAGCGCCGCGCGACGUUGUUCUUGCACUGGCGCCGCCAGCAACCGUUCGUGUUCACGCGCUGCUGCAACCAAGCCGUGUGUUUUGGCUGCCAGACCAAGGGCCACCACGACAACGUGGCGUGCAAGAGCGCAGCGCCAAUGGCCAACGACCUCGUCGAGUGCCCCGAGUGCCGCGUGCAGCUCGUGAAAGGCGACGGCUGCGACUCGAUCACGUGCUUUUGCGGCGCGUCGUUCAACUGGGUCGACCGGCUUCGGGCCUAUCGCCUCGCGACGCUCCUGCCAUCGCGCAAGCACAUUUUCAAGCGCGUUCUCUUCUUAUUUCGCGCCCGCCGCCAGAAGCGUCAGUACACGAUCUUUGUCGUGAGCCAGAUUCCGUCGUUUGUGCUGCAGCAAAAGCUGCUGUUUAUCACCUACAACUUUUUCUGCCCGAGCUGGCACCGCUUCCGCCGCUCGCUUCUCGUGCUUGUUCACCGGCGCCGCGCCAACCAUCUCGCACGGCAGCUCGCGCCAUAGCGGGUGCCAUCGUCUCUAGUCCAAUUGUCUUCUUAAUCCGUUAACCCUAUUGUCAUCUUGA